Oncorhynchus mykiss (rainbow trout) is the source of this 3184-nucleotide messenger RNA. Its product is annotated as nuclear receptor subfamily 1 group D member 2. NCBI's taxonomy places the organism in Eukaryota, Metazoa, Chordata, Actinopteri, Salmoniformes, Salmonidae. Gene Ontology annotation, molecular function: zinc ion binding; nuclear receptor activity; RNA polymerase II cis-regulatory region sequence-specific DNA binding. The record is from RefSeq and is a predicted model, not a curated record. Gene Ontology annotation, biological process: negative regulation of transcription by RNA polymerase II; positive regulation of transcription by RNA polymerase II; cell differentiation.
ACACUAUUUAGAACAUUGAGUACAGAAGAGUCAUCGUACAGAAGAGUCAUCCAACAAGGGAGUUCGUCCAGCGUUUCUCAUCUUGUUAGAGAUCUUUAAAUAUACAAAAACUAUUCGGGUUGUAAUAGAUGCCAUUGAAAAGUCGCGGGAACAUUUUGGCUGAAAGAAGAGCAGAAUUUGUUUUGUUCAGGAUACUGACAGUGGAGUGCAGAUAAUUAUAUUAAUGCCACUAAUAUUUACUACAGUAAUGUAGUUGAGAUUAAAAUAAGAAACAGUGUUGAGUUUUAGAUGAUCGACGCUUUGAAUUUGAGUUUAACCGCUGUGCUACUAAGGAUAAUAGCACCUUGCAAUCCUUACAGAAAACAUCCAGUUGACAUUGUGAAACAGGCGAGUUAUUGACAAGACAUUUAGUCAGCAUAGGUUGCUUUCUCUAAAGAUUUUCAGAAUCGAGGUGCCUGCAGACAUGGGCUCAAUCAAGCCUGGUGGUGUCAUAGCCUACAUCUCUUCUGGCUCCGCCUCCAGCCCGGAGUGCUGUUUGAGUGACAGCUGCAGCAGCGGCUACCUGUGCUCCUCUCCGCCUCAUCCCUCACUGCCAAGCCGGGCAGUAGGAAUCAUGGUGGACAUCGCCAGCCCUACCACAGCCAAGCACCCACGUAGCCACAGCACAGACAAGACUGGGCGAUCCACCUCCACCAAGAGCAGCAUCACCAAGAUCAACGGCAUGGUGUUGUUGUGUAAGGUGUGCGGCGACGUGGCCUCGGGGUUCCACUAUGGCGUCCACGCCUGCGAGGGCUGCAAGGGUUUCUUCAGGAGGAGCAUCCAGCAUAGCAUCCGGUAUAAGAAGUGCCUGAAGAUGGAGAACUGCACCGUCAUAAGGAUCAACAGGAACCGCUGUCAGCAGUGCCGCUUCAAGAAGUGUCUGGCUGUGGGCAUGUCUAGAGACUCUGUUAGGUUUGGCCGCAUCCCAAAAAGAGAGAAGCAGCGCAUGCUGCUGGAGAUGCAGAACGCCAUGAACAACAUGAUGAUGAACAACAACAGCCAGCACCACAGUAUGCUCCACGGCACCCAGAGUCCACCCUGCCCCAUGGAAGGGCUCCCCAAUGACGGCAGCUCCUCUUCAUCUGCCUCUUCUUCCUCCUCUAUCUCGUCUUCAUCAGGCUCCAACCCUUCCUCACCCUGUUCCGCUCAAGACUCCAUGGAGACCAGCUCUAGCUCCGCCUCUUCCUGUUCAUCGGAUAGCGGCGAUGACGAGGUUCCUCCUUCCAGGGUGUGUCACCAGGGCACAUUCACGUACCGCCGUGAGCAGCAACAGUCCAUCAAAGAGGAACCGGAGGAGUCACCUUCGCCGGUCGCCAGGGAAACUGUAAAAGACAGGAGAGACAGCCGCAUGGAGGAACUGCAGGAGAGCUGGAAACGCUGCGACCAAGACACCAGGGGUUACCAACCUAGUUGCAACAGCCAUCAACACGUCACCAACGGUCCCUACCGGGAAGAGAGAGUUGUUUACCAGCAGCAGCCUGCGCAGCUAAACGGCGCCCCCAGUGGUAGAAUGCCAGAAGAUUCCUACAGCCUCCAUCACAGGAGCCACAACAUAAUGCACAACAUACAGACCGUCUCCAAUGGUUACAGUAGACCAUCAUACAGCCUACAGGACCACAAGACAAACAUGGUCACUCCUAGUCUCUAUGUGGACCCCAGCCAGCGCAGCCAGGAGAUCUGGGAGGAGUUCUCCCUGAGUUUCAUCCCGGCCGUGCGCGAGGUGGUGGGGUUUGCCAAGAGGAUCCCGGGCUUCCGCGACCUCUCCGAGUACGACCAAGUCAGCCUGCUCAAAAACGGAACAUUUGAGGUGCUUAUGGUGUGCUUCGCUUCUCUGUUCGACGUGGCCGAGCGCACCGUGACCUUCCUGACGGGGAAGUGUUACAGCUUGGAGCUGCUGCACUCGCUGCGGGCCGGGCAGCUGCUCACCUCCAUGUGUGACUUCAGCGAGAAGCUGGCCGCUCUGCAGCUGGACAAGGAUGAGAUGAGCCUCUUCAUUGCUGUCGUCCUCGUCUCCGCCGAUCGUUCGGGGAUCCAGGACUUGAAGUCAGUGGAGGCGCUGCAGGACACGCUGAUCCGAGCGCUGCGGAGUCUGAUCAUGACGAACCACGCCAACGAGACUACCACCUUCACCAAGCUGCUGCUGAAGCUGCCCGAGCUGCGCUCCCUCAACAACAUACACUCUGAAGAACUGCUAGCCUUCAAAGUGCACUCGUAAUGGGGCUCAUCUGACUCCUAAUACCCUCCUUCCACACUUUAAAACCAGGACUGACUUCCUCUGCCACUCCUAUACCAGGACCAAGGGGAGACCUUGGUCCUGGAAAUGAUGAAGUGCAGAACUACUUGGUUUUGUUUGUUAAAGCCGUUUAAUUCCAAAGUGUAUUGCUCACGAGCAAUGUGAAUGUGAUGAUUAUGCUCUCUUUUGGAUGUUUCAAACGACGCGCAAUAUCAAUUGGUCACUGUUUUCGACCCAAUAUGUUUGAUAAAAGCCCUCAAGACUCAAUGUAAACAUCUAUAUCAAAAAUAAUGCUUGAUUAAUCAGAUAAUUGCUGCAAUUGCAUGGCUAUCCUUAGGUGAACAACUUGACGUUGUCGCUCCCAACCCUCCGAGGAAGGAGUCAUUUCUUUAUUUUUGAAUUGUUCAACUGCAUUGUCAUGUUUACUGUCCUUUGUGUACAUAGGGUAUUUCAUUUGUCUGAAUAUUUUGAAUAUUUAAUUUUUUGCCUGUCUUUGUCUCAGCUGCCUCUACCACGCCUCCUUCUGGGGACUUGUUGAUAGUGCACUUUUUCAGCAACACAACUUUGCACAUUGUGUUGUGGACCGUCAACCUCCAAAAUCUCACAUGCCACCACAGACCCACAUCAUGUGCGCAUGAUGUGAACACGAUGAUACUAAAGUGUUCCUUCACUGAUUCCCCACCUUCCUCACAGUGAGGAGUUACUGGGGGGUUUUGACUUUACCUCCUGGCAUUUCAGCACAGCACUGACUUUUAAAACUGAUAUUGUUUCCCAUCUGUUGUUUUUUGGGGAAUGUCUGUAUUUGUCUCCUUUUACGGACAAGAUUGCAGUUUGUAAAUAAAUAGUUAUGCUAUAUCUAUCAUAUAUACAUAUAUAUAUAUAUAUAUAUAUAUAUAAGUAGUAUAAAUAAAU